ACCUGCGGGAACAGGAAUUGGUAUCAGUUGGGUUUAAGGAAAUGGAAAGCAGGUCGUUGGCCCAGCUGAAUAUCAAGGGAUUAUCAAAAAAACACGCGAUAAGCGCCAAAUACACGGAAAUCCCACAAGGCAAACUGAACAAAUAGGGAAUCUAUAGAUCAGUUUAAAUAAGAUUUUCCAUCGCAAUGGUCGUUCACAUUGCGCUCAUAAUACUUUUGGGCUCAAGCUCGCUACUGAAACCAGUUAAGGCGGUAAUUAAAAGCGAUAUUUAUGGACAACUGAUUGAACUUGUAGGCACACAUUUAAAUGGAAGCCUUUCGGAUUUUGAUACAUGGACUAUGGACAUCAGUGCGUCGUUAAAUGAAGAAGAACAACAGCGAGUGGCAUGGAAUGUUCCCUGGUCGGAUAUUUUAGAAAACCAAAAAUCGUCUCUAUAUCUGCAAAGCCAUCUCAAUACCGGAAAUCCCUUUAAGCUGCGGCUUUGGAUGAGCUUUUAUUGGCACCUCAAACGUUCCCAUCUUCUGAACGAGCUUCAUCUUUCAAACUUUGCGCGGGAAUUGAGGAGCCUCAAAAGUAAGCAUCCGGAGCUGUGGAACAAUAAUCUGCAAAACAUGUUGCAGAGUUUGCCCAGAUCCUUGAGGCUUCUGGUGAAGACUCGUCGCUUGUGUCUUGAACACACCAAGGAGUUGUUCUACAUAACUGCUGGAAAUCACUUGGAAUUGGGCGCCAAUACUAACUGUAGCAUUUGGCAGGUUGAGGAGGAUAACAGGCAUCACUGGCUGAGACUAGUGAAUGUCUGCGAUAAUAGGAGCCCUUUCUUCAUCAGCAUGCUAUCCCAGGGUGCAUCACAUGUCCUGUUCAGUGCGCCCAACAAUGUGGCAAAAGCUUUUUGUGUGCUAAAGGGUAUGGCUUACUUCGAUAAGGCGUUAAACACGCAAAGUAAUUGCCUUUGGCAGCUAAAUGAUUGCAGCUCUUUACCCAUGAUAUUAUCGGCCAAUAAAAGCUAAUUUAUAUAUAUAAAAAUAUAUAUAAUAAUGGUUACCAUUAGUUAUACAGUAGUAAAGUGCUUACCAUUU
Messenger RNA from Drosophila yakuba, 1076 nucleotides. RefSeq lists its product as uncharacterized. The coding region runs from base 186 to 1007 and encodes 273 amino acids. The transcript has a single exon. Lineage: Eukaryota; Metazoa; Arthropoda; Insecta; Diptera; Drosophilidae. The record is from RefSeq and is a predicted model, not a curated record.